Boleophthalmus pectinirostris (great blue-spotted mudskipper) is the source of this 4123-nucleotide messenger RNA. Its product is annotated as trichohyalin-like. Lineage: Eukaryota; Metazoa; Chordata; Actinopteri; Gobiiformes; Gobiidae. The transcript has 6 exons. The record is from RefSeq and is a predicted model, not a curated record. Gene Ontology annotation, molecular function: small GTPase binding. Gene Ontology annotation, biological process: regulated exocytosis. The coding region runs from base 125 to 3853 and encodes 1242 amino acids. Gene Ontology annotation, cellular component: intracellular membrane-bounded organelle.
UUCCUUCAUUGGAUUCCCUUGAGCGCGUGGUGGUAAACUUCUGUUUCAAACCUGCUGUACUUGGAGGGACACGGGUUACUGAGGUUGCUGUUUGUUUCUGGAGAGUUGUAAACAAGUAAACAUCAUGUCGUUGUCGGAUCAGCUGUGGAGUCCAACAAGUGCCCAGGUAACGGUGCUUCAAGCCCGUGGCCUGCGGAUAAAGGGGAAAAACGGUACAAACGAUGCGUACGCGGUGAUGCACUUGGGCAAGGAGAAGUACCAAACGUCGGUGGCGGAGAAGAGCGUGGCACCCGUCUGGAAGGAGGAGGCCUCUUUCGACAUGCCCUCAGUCCAUCAGGGUGGCGCGGAGCGGGACACGCUCCACGUUCACGUUCUCCACCGGGCCCUUGUGGGUCCAGACAAACUUCUGGGGCAGGCUGUCAUUAACCUGGUCCAACUCAGCGAGGACAAGAACAGAGACAAAACACAGUGGUUCAAGUUGCUGGACAAAUCUGGAAAGCUAGACAAGGACCGAGGCGAGGUCCUUGUGGACAUCCAGUUCACACGAAACAACAUGACUGCGAGCAUGUUUGAUAUCUCCGCUGCAGGCAAGUCACGAUCACGCCUCAGCAAGUUCAAGGACAAAGUGCGGGGCAAGAAAAAAGAAGAUGCACCUUCGGAGACAUUGUCCAACGUGGUGCCAGCCUUCUCUCAGGUGAUGACUGACAGCGAAGGCGAAGGGGGCAGCGGCGGGGAGGGGACAGCAGCAGGGAGAGAGUCGAAGAAGAAAAACAAAGUCAAGUCUCUGUUUUCACAUAAGACUAAUCUACAGAAGAGCUUAUCCCAGUCUAUGUCCGUACUGCCGGGGAAAAACUCCUCUCUGAGCGGAAGCAUGUCAUCUGGCCUGAAUGUGGAUGCUUCUGAGGGUAAAAAGAAGUUUAAGUUCCUGAGUCACAAACGCACUGGGAGCUCGGAUAAAAAAGAUCAGAAACUUGUAGCCGAACACAGCAACCUGUGUAUCAACGGAAGCCAUGUUUACUGUGAGGAGCCUGCACCUCGGACAUCUCGGGCCAGCUCCAACUUCAGCUUGGCCAGCUCCGGGGUGGGCUCCAUGGAGGACGUCCCCGACAACAGCUCCCCUCCUUCUGUGGGCUCCAGACGCUCGGUGCGCCACAGCUCCCCCUGGACAGAGGAGGAGGAAGAGGAGGCCACUGAGGAAAACGCACAAGAGGCAGAUGAAGAGAUGUUCAGGAGACAAGAGCUGGAGAAGUUGGCGGAGGAGGAGAGCAAGAUAGAAGAAGAAGAGCGAAGGAGAGAAGAGGAAAGAGAGAGGAUUAGAUUGGACGAAGAAAAGAGGAGACAAGAUGAGGAGAUAAGGAUUGAGACAGAGAGACUUCAGCAGGAGGAAGAUUACAAUCAAGAAAUUAUGAGAGUGGAAGAAGAAAGAAGAAGGCAGGAAGAGGAGGAGGAGCAGCAGAGGAGAAGAGAGGAAGAAGAGAUGGAACAAAUUAGAAAAGAAGAAAGGAUUAGAUUGGAGGAGGAACAGAAAAGGCAUGAGGAUGAAGAGAGGAAAAGAGAAGCAGAAGAGGAGAAAAGGAGACGAGCUGAGGAAAGUAGAGCAAUAGAGAAAAAGAGGGAGGAAGAGAGGAUGGAAGAGCUAAGAAAACUGAAGGAGGAAAAAGCAAGAAAGGAAAGACUUAAAGAAGAAGAGAGGGAAAGGAGGGAAGAGCAGGAGAGAAUGGAAGAAGAGCUCCAAAGAGAGAAAGAAAGAGAAGAACAACAAAUUGCAGAAGCAAGGAAAUUGGAGGAGGAAAGAAAGCGACUUGAGGUAGAAAGGAUUAGAUUUGAAAGAGAAAAGGAGAGACAAAGAGAGGAAGAGGAAAGAUUGGCAGAGGAGAAGAGGAUGCAACAACUACAAGAAAGGAUUAGACAAGAAGAAGAAGAAGAAAGGAUGAGGUUUGAGAAGGAAAAGGCAGAGGAAGAAAUGAGAAGAGAGAUCAUGGAAGAGGAAGAGCAGAGAGUGAUAAAACAGGAGUAUGAACGACUUAGAGUACAACAAAAGAUACAGGAGGAAGAGGAAGAACGAAGGAAGGAGAUGGAAAGAUUAGCCGAAGAGGAGGAGGAGAGACGAAGGAGAGCAGAGGAGAAACAAGAAAAGGAAAGAUUAGCAGAGGAAGAGCAUAAACGAGAAGAAGAAAAGAAGCAAAUAGAGCAGGAAGAGAGACAGAGGAAGGAAGAGGAGAAACGGAGGGAGGAGGAGGCACGAGAGAAUGAAAGAUUAGCUGAAGAGGAGAGGAAAUGGCAAGAAGAAAAAAGGAGACAAGAGGAGGAGAGACUAGAAGAAAGGAGGAAACAAGAGGAGAAGGAGAGACUAGAAGAAAGGAGGAAACAAGAGGCGGAGGAGAGACAGAGGGAGGAAGAGGAGAAACGGAGGGAGGAGGAGGCACGAGAGAAUGAAAGAUUAGCUGAAGAGGAGAGGAGAUGGCAAGAAGAAAAAAGGAGACAAGAGGAGGAGAGACAGAGGAGGGAAGAGGAGGAUAGAUUAGAAGAAAGGAGGAAACAAGAAGAGAAGGAGAGACUAGAAGAAAGGAGGAAACAAGAGGAGAAGGAGAGACUAGAAGAAAGGAGGAAACAAGAGGAGAAGGAGAGACUAGAAGAAAGGAGGAAACAAGAGGAGGAGGAGGAAAAAUUAGGAGAGGAAAAAAGGAGACUUGAGGAGGAGAGGAGACUAAGAGAAGAAACUCAAAGACAUUUUAAAAUGGCCUCAGACACACAAGACUGCAUUGAGGUCACUUCUACAAACCCUUUUGAUCAAACUGAUGAAAACGAAGGAGAUGUACCUGACUGCACAGUCACAGUGACUAGUGCUCGACAAAGAUGCAAAUUGCCUGUGGAAAGAAACACCUGCUUGUUUGGUGAAAAGGACGACAGUACAACACAACGGGAAAAACGGCAGGCUCCUAAACCACCCGGAAUGAAUUCAUUUGACAGACAGCGAGCAGCACAACAUGAAGCCCAUGUGAGCAAACCAAGCACAGACAAAGACAUCAAAACUGCCAGCAUUCUGCCUCAACGUGCUGUGCAAAAGAUCGAACCUUCCUCCCAUAUAAACAAUAGUAAACAAUCAGCCAGGAUUUCAGGAAGAAAGCCAGCUCCACAGAGACCUGGUUUAAUAGAGGAGGAGAUAUUGUUGUCUAAAGGUUCUCAAGGGCCCAUGCUAAAGUCAAGGCAAACACCUGCUCUUUCCAGUUUGAAUCCAUUUGAAGAUGAUGAAGAGGUAGAUGACAAUAUGACUACCACAGCUGCCUCUGCAAUAUGGACACCUCCUUUGCAGCCAAGUGUCGAGGUAGAUACAGUUUCUCAAAUCAAAACCAAAUCUUCAAAGACUGCCCAUGCCCCAGCUCCACCUGCAAAGAACACCCACACACUUGGCACUGACAUGGGCCACAAGGUGACAAUAUGUGAUAUAGAAGACGGACAAAACUGUGUACUUGUUGAAGAAUCAUUAAAUAAAGCAGCUGUACAAGAGAAAACAGAGAAGAAGGAUGCUCCCCCAGUCCCUUCACGCAGGCUUCAACCUGUGAAACCUCUAAACCCUGUAGAUCAGGUGCCUGUUUCAGCUAUUCAAGAGCAAAAGGAUAACAAACCCUCUGGAGAAAUCAUCAACAAUCAGGGAAAAGAAAAUGUCAAAGACAUUGGACCAUAUGCACUGCUAACUCGAGAAGAGCUCAUCUCUUUGGUGCAUAAACAAAAGAGCCAGCUGUUGGAGAAAAGCAAAAAGAUAUCGGAGCUAGAACAGUACAUUGAUAAUUUGCUUGUGCGUGUCAUUGAAGAGGCCCCCAAUAUCCUCAUGACCAUGACUCCUUUAAAAUAGGCUUUGUAGUUAAACCUUUGAAUGUUUCUAUUAAAAUUAAGCACUGUAUUCUAGUUUCAUAAUCACAUAAACUGAAUAAUAGCUGUUUUCUAUGCAUUGUUUUAUUCUAAGUAUGCUGUGUUUCUGUAAUGCAUAUGCCUUAAAUCAGUUUAAAGCAAUGAACUGUUUAAUAUAAUCAAAUGCUGCUUUUGUUACCAGUAUUAAAGUUUACAAUUGUCUAAUGCACCAAAAGCACUUAAUUUGAAAUAAAGAUUUAUGCAUUUCUGGUUA